Molecule: messenger RNA, 2866 nt
Organism: Ostrinia furnacalis (Asian corn borer)
Lineage: Eukaryota; Metazoa; Arthropoda; Insecta; Lepidoptera; Crambidae
Product: sugar transporter ERD6-like 4
Exons: 3
Coding region: 895-2346 (483 amino acids)
Biological process (GO): transmembrane transport
Cellular component (GO): membrane
Molecular function (GO): transmembrane transporter activity
Source: RefSeq, a predicted model, not a curated record
UUCAGUUUUAUUGAAACUUUUUUUACUUAUCUUGAAUGUAAAUUAAUUCUUUACAUAAUUAAAUGCAAAUCAAUCAACCAUAAUCUAACGGUUACUAGUGUUUUACAAAAGGAUAUAGAUAAACAAUUUUCAAAUGAGUUGGUAAUUUAUUUUUUUACUUAACAAAAAUGGUUAGUGGUCGCAGGUUUUUGACUGUAGUUAGGCUUAUUUUACAGGAGAAGGAAAAACGUUAAAAAAAGUAAACAUUUACUUGCGUAAUUGCAGCAUUUCCGCAGAGUUUUAUUGCUAUCUAAAAAGGAAAUAUCGGUUAAAAGAAAUAAGUAGUCCUCGCGAAAUAAAUUUUUAUUUAUUUGUAGUUGUUAGUAGAGAGACACUGGGAGAGUUUUUUAGCCUAAAAACAUAGGUUGACUUGCAAUUUCAAAACAGUAGAAAAUUAAUACCCAUUUAGUAGCGACAAAUAGUAAAAACAAUUAAACUUUUUGUACCAGUAGAGAUAAAUCAGUACGAAAAUAUGUAGGUAAUCCGGGUGAGUUCUAGCGAAUGUUUGUUUUCGAAGCAAAAGUUUAAAAAGUAUGAAUACUGAUUUAUGUAACAGUUUGUUGUUGAAUAAACUUGCUCUUGAAAAAUACUGCAAAAGGAAUAACUAAUUAUUGCCUAAGUACAUCUUAUCUCAACGUAUAAGGUCUCGUAAUGCAAAUAAAUCGAUACGAUUAAGAAAUUGCUGUUUUUGAAGACGUUUUAUAUUUUAUGUACGUUUUAUGUACUGCUGUAAUUAUAAUACUUAAAACUGUCUCGAUGCGUCUAUUCCAAUUACAUCGAUUCAUUUUGGCGGACGGUCGUGGUGACAGUGGUAUUAUGGCUUGCCAUUCGCAAAAGUGAAUUUUUUUAAAAGCCAUGGGGCGUACGGAGAAAUGUCGUAUGACGCUCGUCAUAGUUGGCAUGGGGUUGAACACGUUUACGGAGAGCUACAUUAUGGGGCACACCGCCCCCUUCGUCGCUGGGUUAUUUGAGGAAAAAGAAGAUUUACAACUCACUGACGAAGUUGUAUCCUGGAUAAUGUCCGUGAUGUUUUUAACAAUGGUGGUCGGCACUUUACUGGCAACUUUAAUCACAGAAAAAGUCGGCAGAAGGCUCACAAUAGUUAUCUUCAACGUCCCAGUAAUAAUACACUGGAUUAUGUUGUACUACGCACGAGAUGGUUAUGUCUUGAUGGUCGCGAGGCUGUUGGCAGGCGUCGGGUUCGGAGGCAAUAUACCAAUUACUUACAUGAUGACAGCCGAAUGCAGCUCUGCAAAAAUGAGAGGAUUGAAUCUCGCAAUCAUAACCACUGUAUCCCCUGGAAUUGGGGCGAUGACCGGAUCAUAUGUGGGUAUUGAUGUAGGCUGGAGACAGGCUGCCAUGAUAGCCAUUGCACCGGCGCUUCUGUCUUUAAUUAUUCCUUUGUUUUGUGUCGAAAGCCCGCAUUGGCUGGCAUCCAAAGGUCGAUUCGAGGAGUGCGAGGUGGCCUUCACAUCACUACAUGGAAUAAAACCCUCGGCACAGAAAGAACUCCAAUCAAUGCUUAAUGUGGAAAAAUCUAAGUUCGACAAUAGUGAAAAAAAUGUCAACGCUAUGAAAGUAACUCUUAAACGAUUAAAGGUAGCAGCCACGAAAAGGUACUUUUGGAAUAUAUUGCUUAUAGCCUCUGUACUUAACAUCUACAAAAUGAUUUGCGGUAGAAUAAUUUUUGGCGCUUUUGGGAUACUUAUACUCCAGAAGAUUACCGGACAGUCGGACGUAUUGCUAUACAUAAUGGUGCUAAAUGUAAUUAGCCUUGUUGGGAGUGGUUUUACGAUUAUAAUGUUAAAAAAGAUAAACUUCAGGACUUUAUUGUUUCCUGCAGGGAUAUUCAACAAUCUGCUUCUUAUUGGAUUGAGUAUAUCUCUCUACUUUAAUUACGAUUAUUAUGAUAACUCUCUAAUAGUUUUGAGUAAUGUUGUAAUGUAUUUUGGUCAUUUAGUCAUAAUAGCUGUGAUUUUGUUUCCGAUUCUGGAAGCUGUUCCCGCCGAGUUGUAUCCUUUAGAGAUCCGUGGUGUUUGCAACACCAUCGUAGCCUUCAUCGGUACCGGCUUCUGCUUUUUACUUAUUAAAGUGUCUCCGGCACUGUUCGCACUUUUAGACUAUUAUGGGUUUUUAUCAAUCACCGCCUGUUUAAUGUUCUUUAUGCUCUUAUUUUUUUGGAUAAAGUUACCGGAGACGAAGGGUCGAACUUUAACCGAAAUUGAACUAGACUUUAAAAACAAGAAUCUCGUAAACCCGGAUGACAACAUCUCCAAAGAAGAAACAAAAGAGUUCCUUAGAGUUUAAUGCUAAAAUGUUCAUUUUAUUCUAAACUAGCUUUCCGCCCGCGGCUUCGCGCGCGUGCGCUACAUUAUCUACAUAUUUUACGGAACCCUAUUUUAUUCCAAAAUAAAAUUUAGCCUAUGUUACUCAUGGAUAAUGUAGCUUUCGAAUGGUGAAAGAAUUUUUAAAAAUGGUCCAGUAGUUUUUGAGCCUAUUCAUUACAACCAAACAAACAAAGUUUUCCUCUUUAUAAUAUUAGUGUUGACUGUAGAUAAGUUGGUUAGGAGAAUCUAAGGAAUAGUAAGUAAGGGCUAAAACAUGAAACAUAACUGCACGUAUGUAAUUGUCUUAAUAAUUAUAAUAAAUUGACUUGUGAAUUCCGAUCAACAUCAAUCGGCGCCCACGUGCUGCGUGCUACAUGUUAUUCAGUUGUAUUAACGUGAAUCUCUCAAAAAUAACUAGGUUUAAGUUACGUUGUACUUAUGCAGUAAUAAAUUAAUUUAAGAUUUCCUAGUUAGGUAAAAUAAAAUAAUGUCUCUUGUAA